GAGGGCUGUGAGAUGUCAGAAGCCAACACCCUGCAGAAAGCCAUUGAGAUCGUGACUAAGGCCACGGAGGAGGACUAUGCCCAGCACUACGAGGAGGCUUUGCGGCUGUACCUACACGCCGUCGAGUAUUUCCUACAUGUCAUCAAGUACGAGGCUCCGGGCGGGAAAGCGAAGGACAGCAUCCGCGUCAAAUGCCAACAGUACAUGGACCGCGCCGAGCAGCUCAAGGGCUACUUGAAACGCCGGGCCGGGCCGGGCCGGGCGGCGGGGAGAGAGGGGCCGCAGGCGGACGGCGGGAGCCACAGCGACGGCCACAGCGACAACGAGGAGAACUCGGAGAAGAAGAAGCUGCUGCAGCAGUUGGCGGACGUGAUCCUGGUGGAGAAGCCCGACGUGCGGUGGGCCGAUGUGGCGGGGCUGGAGUCGGCGAAGGAGGCGCUGAAAGAAGCUGCCAUUUUACCCGUCAAGUUCCCUCACCUCUUCACGGGCAAGAGGACCCCUUGGCGUGGGAUCCUGCUCUUUGGACCUUCCGGGACCGGGAAGUCCUACCUGGCCAAGGCCGUGGCCACCGAGGCCAACAACUCCACCUUCUUCUCCGUCUCUUCGUCGGACCUCGUGUCCAAGUGGUUGGGGGAGAGCGAGAAGCUGGUGAAGAACUUGUUCGCGUUGGCGCGGCAGCACAAACCCUCCAUCAUAUUUAUCGACGAGGUGGACUCCCUGUGCGGAUCCAGGAGCGAAAGGGAGAGCGAGUCUGCGAGGCGCAUUAAGACGGAAUUCCUGGUGCAGAUGCAGGGCGUCGGGAACAGCAACGACGGCAUCUUGGUUCUGGGGGCCACAAACAUCCCCUGGGUGUUGGAUUCGGCUAUUAGGAGGAGGUUUGAGAAGCGGAUUUACAUCGCAUUGCCGGAAGAACUUGCCCGAAUCCAAAUGUUUAAGCUGAACAUGGGAAGCACUGCUCACACGCUGACUCAUCCGGACUUCCAAGAACUUGGGAGGAAAAGCGCUGGAUAUUCUGGGGCUGAUAUCACUAUCAUUGUACGUGAGGCUUUAAUGGAGCCGGUCCGUAAGGUGCAAACCGCAACACAUUUUAAACAGGUUUCUGGCCCAUCCAGAACCAAUCCUCAUGACACAGUCCAUGAUCUUCUAACCCCGUGUUCUCCCGGUGACCCAAAUGCAAUGGAGAUGACGUGGAUGGAAGUUCCCAGUGACAAACUUAUAGAGCCGCCUGUUAAAAUGUCUGACAUGCUUUCUUCCCUAUCGACCACAAGGCCCACUGUCAAUGAAGAGGACCUUAAGAAAUUAAAGAAAUUCACAAAGGAGUUUGGUCAGGAAGGCUGAGGACCUGGCAAGGUUUAUCACGAUGGCUUGAUGGGACUUCAUUCAGCUGAUUUCAAGUCAUCUAACCAAACUAAUACAGUCCCACAACCCAAACUGAGACUGUCUGGAAAUAGAGCAGACGUCCUCAAGAUUCAAUAAAGAAA
Callorhinchus milii (elephant shark) is the source of this 1481-nucleotide messenger RNA. Its product is annotated as vacuolar protein sorting-associated protein 4A-like. The record is from RefSeq and is a predicted model, not a curated record. The coding region runs from base 13 to 1338 and encodes 441 amino acids. Gene Ontology annotation, biological process: vacuole organization; endosomal transport. Gene Ontology annotation, molecular function: ATP hydrolysis activity; ATP binding. The transcript has a single exon. Lineage: Eukaryota; Metazoa; Chordata; Chondrichthyes; Chimaeriformes; Callorhinchidae.